AUACAUUUUCCCACUUUCUUACUCUCCAAACCCCAAAUAAACCACUCACCAACCUUUGCAAACUUGUUAGCAACCAUGGGUAUGGUUUUGGGCAAAAUCACGGUGGCAACACCUAAAUUCGAAGUCCUCCACUCGACGGACGACUACGAGAUCCGUCAAUACUCACCAUCAGUGGCGGCGGAGGUCACCUACGAUCCAUCCGAACUCAAAGGAAACAAAGACGGCGGGUUCACCAUACUAGCAAACUACAUCGGAGCCAUGGGCAACCCACGUAACACCAAGACAGAAAAGAUAGACAUGACGGCACCGGUGAUAACGAAGGCGGAGAAGAUAGACAUGACGGCGCCGGUGGUUACUAAAGAGAGCGGAGAACGGGUGACGAUGCAGUUUAUACUGCCGGAGAAGUAUACGAAGGCGGAGGAGGCGCCGAAGCCGGUGGAUGAGAGGGUGGUGAUAAAGGAGGAGGGGGAGAGGAAGUGUGGGGUGGUGGGGUUUAGUGGGGUGGCGAAUGAGGCGGUGGUGAAGGAGAAGGUGGACAAACUGAAGAAGGAUUUGGAGAGAGAUGGGUAUAAAGUUGCCGGAGAGUUUGUGUUGGCGAGAUAUAAUCCGCCGUGGACGUUGCCGCCGUUUAGGACUAAUGAAGUUAUGAUUCCGGUGGAGUGAGAUUGUGUAAUUUUGUUUUAUCGUGUUUAUUAUUACUCAAAAUGUGCUUUUUAAUAUAAAUAUAUAUAUUUCGCUGCCAAUAAAGUUUUAAGAUAAAUUAAAAAUGUAUUGGUACUUGUUA
Molecule: messenger RNA, 784 nt
Organism: Helianthus annuus (common sunflower)
Lineage: Eukaryota; Viridiplantae; Streptophyta; Magnoliopsida; Asterales; Asteraceae
Exons: 1
Coding region: 76-663 (195 amino acids)
Source: RefSeq, a predicted model, not a curated record